CAGGAAGAUGAAGAUGAAUCGAGGCUAAAACCAUCACCUGAUGCUGAUGCAGUUAUUCAUUUUGUGCGUCCAGAUAAACCAUCAGAGCUACCUGCUGGCAGAUUGGUUCGUAUUUUAGUUGGUUUUACUAAUAAUGGUGAUAAAGAUUUUACAGUUGAAAGUAUGGAUGCCUCAUUCCGUUAUCCACAAGAUUAUUCUUUCUACCUACAAAAUUAUACUACUGUCCCAUUUGGCCAAGUUGUAGAACCUAAACGCCAAGCAACAUUUGAGUACUUUUUCACUCCAAGUGACGCUUUCAGUGGUCGACCUUUUGGACUGACAGUUAUGUUAAACUAUAAAGAUGCAACUGGUGCUGAAUUUGCUAAUGCUGUAUUCAAUGAAACUAUAACAGUAGUAGAACCAGAGGAGGGUUUAGAUGCAGAAACUUUUUUCAUGUAUGUGUUUUUAGCUGCUGCUGUUGUGUUAUUACUUAUUGGUGCUCAACAAUUACUUUCAUCAUUCAAAAAAAAGCCAGUACGCUCCAAAGCACCUGUCGAAAUGGGGACACAGAAUUCAGAUAUCGAUUACGAUUGGAUCCCAAAGGAAGCUCUGAUAAGUAUGUGUUCUUUAAUACUUUAUCAUUCACCAAGACGAACCCCAAAGCAAUCACCCCGACAAAGACGAACAAAGCGUUCAACAGGGUCGGGGGAAGAGUAG
This is a messenger RNA of Lottia gigantea (owl limpet), 696 nucleotides long. RefSeq lists its product as hypothetical. Gene Ontology annotation, cellular component: endoplasmic reticulum; endoplasmic reticulum membrane. The record is from RefSeq and is a predicted model, not a curated record. The annotation marks the transcript as partial. NCBI's taxonomy places the organism in Eukaryota, Metazoa, Mollusca, Gastropoda, Lottiidae. The transcript is spliced from 7 exons.